AUGGCGCUCAUCACCGCCCAGCAGUACAUCCAGGCGUUCGUCGUCGUCAUGGCCGUCUACGCCGCGCAGAUGCUCCUGGUUCCCGCGAAGAUGGUAACGGAUCAUUUCAAAGCCCCGGCGACGCCGAUGGUGCAGUUCUGGAUCCGCGGCGCGUCCGUCGCCUGGGGCGGGCUCGCGUACUGCGUCUACACGAUGCCCACCGCCGCCGCGCUCCCGGUCGCGACCGCGGCGAGCGUCGCGUGCAACGUCCUCUACCCGAUGAACGCGAAGUUUGGGCUCAUCGGCGCGAAGAAGCUCCCCGUGAAGUACCCGAUGCACUACGUACGUCACGUUACCUUUCAGCGCGUCGUCGAAUCCGAAUCGAUCGAUCGUCCACGCUUCGCUUUCCGUCGCCGCGCCGCGGCGGCGACGUCGCCGCGGUGGCUUCACGGGGUCCGCCGAGCGCGCGCGGACUCCUCCGUGACGCGUAAUUCAAUUGAGUAA
Messenger RNA from Micromonas pusilla CCMP1545, 483 nucleotides. RefSeq lists its product as uncharacterized. NCBI's taxonomy places the organism in Eukaryota, Viridiplantae, Chlorophyta, Mamiellophyceae, Mamiellales, Mamiellaceae. The record is from RefSeq and is a predicted model, not a curated record. The transcript has a single exon. The coding region runs from base 1 to 483 and encodes 160 amino acids.